UUCUAAUUACCACUCGUCUUCAAAAAUUGCAGAGAAAUCGGAGGGAAUAGAGAGAGAUGAUGGCAAAUGCCUUUUCCCUCCGAUUUCUUUGCUUCAAUAACUUCGACCCUUUUACCCAGUCUCUCUCUCUCUCUCUCUCUCUCUCUCUCAUCAUUCAUAGCAAAAAGAGAAAGCAAUGGGAAGGAAGAAGAAGAAGGAGGUGAUCAGGUUAGAGAGGGAGUCCGUGAUCCCCAUUCUCAAGCCCAAGCUUGUCACCAUACUUGCAGGCUCCAUUGAGCAAGCAUCUGACAAAGGAGAAUUUGCGAAACUCUGCAGGAGAGUUGAAUAUACUGUUCGGGCUUGGUACAAUCUGCAGUUUGAGGAUCUAAUGCAUAUGUACACUCUGUUUGAUCCCAUUCAUGGAGCUCAAAAGUUGAAACAAUAUAAUUUGCCACCAGAUGAGAUAGAUGCUCUUGAACAGGAUUUUUUGACAUGUCUCUUUGAGGUAAUGGAAAAGAGCAACUUCAAAAUAAUCACUGAUGAAGAGCUUGAAGUGGCAAAAUCUGGGCAGUAUCUCUUAAAUUUUCCUGUCAAAGUGGAUGAAUCUAAGCUGGACAAAGACGUAUUUCCAAGGUUUUUCAGAGAUCAUCCUCAUGAAAACCUUCCAGCAUUUUCUGACAAGUUCAUAAUGUUUCGUCGAGGCAUUGGAAUUGAUCACACAACAAACAUUUUCUUUAAGGAGAAAAUAAAUACAAUCAUAUUUCGUAUCUGGAUGGGCUUCUUGACAGUGACCUUUCUCAAAAGGCUGUUCUUCAAGAAGAAACCUAAAGGGUGCAAAAUAGCUGAUGAAGCAAGUUCUGUAGAGGAUGAAGACUUACAUGUUGAACGCAUAAGGAUUGAGAACAUGAGACUAAGUAUGAAAAAUCUAUUUGGCAAGGUCACCCUCCAAGAACCAACUUUUGAGAGAAUUAUCAUCUUGUACAGGCAUUCUGCCAACAGAAAAAUUCCAAGGAGAGCAAUAUUUAUAAAGCACUUUAAAAAUAUACCUAUGGCUGAUAUGGAGUUGGUUUUGCCUGAAAAGAUCAACCCAAGCUUAACACCCAUGGAUUGGAUCAAAUUUCUGAUCACUGCGGUGUUUGGUCUAGUUACUCUUAUCAGUUCCAUCAGCAUCCUUAAAGUCGAUAUAUGGGUAGUAGCACCUAUACUUGUAGCUAUAGUUGGCUAUGCUCUCAAGGUUUACUUCUCGUUUCAGCAAAAGAUUAUCGCAUAUCAAAACCUAAUCACUCGGUCAAUGUACGACAAACAGCUAGACAGUGGGAGAGGCACACUUUUGCACCUCUGUGACGAUGUUAUUCAACAGGAAGUCAAAGAGGUGAUAGUUUCGUUCUUUGUUUUGAUGAAGCAGGGAAACGCAACGAUACAAGAGCUUGAUCUUCGGUGUGAAGAACUCAUCAAACAGAAAUUUGGCGAUCAAUGCAACUUCGAGGUGCUAGACGCAGUCCAAAAAUUAGAAAAACUUGGAAUUGUUUCUCUGGAUUCAACCGGACGAAUCAGUUGCGUCCCUCUAUCAGAAGCCAACGAGAUCAUAGGCACCACAACAGAAGAAGUGGUGAUCAGAGCCAAACUCGGCGCCACUGCUGAAGCUGUCGACGGUUACCUUCUGCGGCAUGCCACACCGGCUGCGCUGCCAGUCAUGGAGGUGACCUUCGAGCGCUUUCGUCGAGGCGUAGCGAAAGCGGCCACUCGCAAAACGACUUGACUUGCACGCUGUCGUCGAGCAGUUCAAAGGGGACGGAUGAGGUUGAGCUCAGCCUCGAAAAGAAGGGCGGCGUUUCAGUCAGUCUUGAUAAGGAGGGUAUCUCAGUCGAGCUUGAUAAGAAGGGCGUUCCAGCGCGAAAUGGAAGGAAGUUUCUCACACCUUCAUCUAGUAGUACAAACGCGGCGGCUGCGACUGGGUUUUCGUCUAGUAGUCCUAAGGUGACGGAUGAGAUGGAGUUCGGCCUUAACAAGAAGGGGAUUUCAAUGCUUUUUGAGUUCAACAAUGAAGUGUAGGCAGCAUCACCGUACGCUAGAAUGGACUGUCAACUUGGAGAAGCAAUGACCUGUUUAGUUUGGGAAGUAGCAUUAGUAUUUCUCAUAUUCUAUAUUUUCUAUUUUUCUAAUCAAUAAAUUCCUCCGUUUGGGAAGUAGCAUUAGCUUGAUUUCUAGGAAUUCAGCAAUUAAGGUAUAAUUUCUGCCAUUUUAUGAAGUUUUUUGCCAUUUCUGCUGAAUUUUUAAGGGGUUUUCUUAACUUCAUCAUGUCUUAGCAAUUUGAUGGGAAAUUUUUUGUAUAUGACAGUUAGGAAAGCAGAUUUGAUGGGUAGAGAUUGAAUA
Messenger RNA from Asparagus officinalis (garden asparagus), 2352 nucleotides. RefSeq lists its product as uncharacterized. The transcript is spliced from 15 exons. Lineage: Eukaryota; Viridiplantae; Streptophyta; Magnoliopsida; Asparagales; Asparagaceae. The record is from RefSeq and is a predicted model, not a curated record. The coding region runs from base 176 to 1738 and encodes 520 amino acids.